AUGCAAGCAGAUAACAGCCACCACCACCACAACAACAACAGCAUCAGUACACCACUGGGCUUACUGAUGAUGAUGAUGAUGUCUGCGCAACAACCACAACCACAUCAGCAACAUCAGCAACAUCAGCAACAUCAGCAACAGCUUCAUCUACUAGAUUCCGAUGCAUCUGGCCUCAACAACAAUGGAUUUGAAAACUUCUUGGAUAUCUUUUCAACUGAUAUGGAUUUUGAACAGGCUUAUUCUAUGUACAACACAUUGCAACAGAAGUCAGCUAUUGGUUCAUUUGAAGAGUUAAACAAGGUGCAAAUGUUGAAUUCGCAGUAUACUACCAAUUUGCCUACUCCACCACCUCACCCACACCAACAACAACAGCAACAACAACAGCAACAACAACAACAACAACAACACUAUUCAAGUAUAUCUUCCGAUUUGCCACACGAUGAGUUUGCUGACUCUAGACAGCAGAUAUUGAACGGAGGACACCACUAUCUUCAAAACCAUCCCCAACAACACGAACAACAAGGACAACAGGAGCAGCACAAGGAAGAAGAAGCAAUUCAGCAACAACAACUGGCAAAUCAGGAGCAAGGAAGUCUAAAUGAAGAGGAAGAUUUUGAUCAUUUCUUCACAAACACAGAAUCAAACGCUCUUGAAAAGUUUUUGGAUAGUUUGGCCAAUCCAAAAGCAGCUGCUGAUCCAUUACAAUUUUACCAAAAUAACAACAAUAAUCGAUCUCCGCCUAGAAAUGGCAAUGAUUUGGGAAUUGACUUCAAUUUUGAAAUGCGUACAAUGAGUAUACCUUUGUAUAAGCAACAACAGAAACAGGUGCCACAACCACAGCAACAGCAACAGCAACAGCAGCGGCAGCAACAGCAACAGCAAAGUCACCAUCAGUUGCAUAAUCUCCAAGCGCCCCGCAUACACCAACCACAACCUUUUUAUCCAACUGAUUCUCAAUUCCAUUCAUCUUCUUUGCCAGCAAAUUCAGGAAUGACAACCCAUUCAAAUGCAAUGCAGACACAGUUUCAACAACAACAACAACAGCAGCAGCAGCAGCAGCAACAGCAACAGCAAGAUGUGCAAGACCAUCUUAGUCUCAGAAAUGAGUUGGCUGAAGCUUUUUCUGUUCCUGCAAAAUCACCAUUUUCUUCACCGCCACUUGAAAAACAAGUCAAACAAGUAGAACAGACAAAAUCAGACACAUCAUUGCCAAAGAAUGCAUCAAAUCAAAAACAAAACCCCAAACAUGUCAAAAAAGAUAUCAAGGCUGAUGCAAAACAGGAAUCUAAAUCAGCAGCAUCUUCAAACUUACAAUUGAUCACACCACCUACAUCUGGCGAUGAGAGUAAAAAGAGACAGAGUUCACCAGCCGAAGAAGAGGAAGAGGAAGAUGACGACGAAUACGAUUCCGACAGCAACCAGAGCAGCAGCACCACCACCACUACCACCACGGCCACCUCAUCUUCCAGCUCGAUUCAAAGACAACUCAAGAAACGCAAACGCUCAUCCACUAAACCACUCCUCUCACUCGCCCAGAAACGAUUAAACCAUUCCCACUCAGAACAGAAACGUCGUCAAUUGUGCAAACAAGCCUACCAACGAUGCCUUGAACAGAUCAUCGACUUGGAAGCAUUUGCCAAAUUACCCGAAUUGAAUGAAGCUGAACGCAAGACGAAGCGCGCUAGAGUCAACAAAGAAGGGUUGCCGAAUUUAUCCAAACAUGGUGCGUUGAUGCGUAUUAGUAAUGAGAUGAUUUUGAUCAAGCUGUUGAAUGAUGGCUUGAGAAAGUUGUUGGAGGGCGGUGCUGUUGCUUUGUAA
Messenger RNA from Lodderomyces theae, 1818 nucleotides. RefSeq names its product Ino2p (gene INO2). The transcript has a single exon. The coding region runs from base 1 to 1818 and encodes 605 amino acids. NCBI's taxonomy places the organism in Eukaryota, Fungi, Ascomycota, Pichiomycetes, Serinales, Debaryomycetaceae. The record is from RefSeq and is a predicted model, not a curated record.